AUGAUCAAAAACGAAGUGAAUUCUUCGAACUCCUCACUAAACAAGAAAAACUACAGCGAAGACACUGACUUCUUCCACAAGUACAAUUUUCACGUUAGCCUUCUAGUUUAUCCAUAUUCUUCUGAAGAAAUUGUGGUCAGUUCAGUUGGUCACAAAGUGUUGGUGGAGGCCAAGCAGAAGAAACCGAAAAUCAUAGAGAAUGGAUCGAAAAGUUCUAGUGCUUUUUGGAGGAAUUAUUUUGUGCCUGAAGAAUACGAUAUGACCAGGUUGAAGUAUAGGAUUUUUGAUGAUGGAAUGCUAACUAUCAGUGUGCCCAGGAAAGAUUCUGCAAACAAUGUGAAGCCUUCGAAAUUGGUAUACAAAUUGGAGGAAUGA
Messenger RNA from Harmonia axyridis, 375 nucleotides. RefSeq lists its product as uncharacterized. NCBI's taxonomy places the organism in Eukaryota, Metazoa, Arthropoda, Insecta, Coleoptera, Coccinellidae. Bases 1 to 375 code for a protein of 124 amino acids. The record is from RefSeq and is a predicted model, not a curated record. The transcript has a single exon.